Messenger RNA from Carassius gibelio (silver crucian carp), 1158 nucleotides. RefSeq names its product membrane-spanning 4-domains subfamily A member 4D. The coding region runs from base 83 to 748 and encodes 221 amino acids. The record is from RefSeq and is a predicted model, not a curated record. The transcript is spliced from 7 exons. Lineage: Eukaryota; Metazoa; Chordata; Actinopteri; Cypriniformes; Cyprinidae. Gene Ontology annotation, cellular component: membrane.
GAGCAUUUGGCUCAGAUUUGACCUCUUUUCCCAAACAUCCUGUAGUGGCCGCCCAAUAAUUCCCUCCCACUGUUUUCUUCGCAUGUUACUCUUUUCUGUGCUGUUGCACAACUCCGUUGUUUUCAUCUUACUGGUUCUGUCACAGACACAUGCAGUGAUGGUGGAGGAUCGACCAGCAGGAAGCGAAUCAGAGGCCAUCACCACCAUGACAGGCGGAAGUAAACCCGUGCACCGCUUCCUCAGAGGACAACCCAAGAGUAUCGGAGUGGUGCUGGUGAUGAUGGGUAUAGGUCUAUUCAUGUUUGCGAUUCCUAUGAAUGAGAAAUCAGAUGCGCUCAUCACAUCAGAGCAGUUCACCCCAUUCUGGCUUGGGAUCUUGUUCUUUAUCUGUGGUCUUCUGUAUAUACUGUCUGAGCGCAACCCAUCCAAGAAGAUAAUCACAGCCAGUCUUGCUCUGAGUAUCAUCUCAGUCAUUGGAGUCCUGUCUGCUUUGGGGGAGUUCUCCAGAGCAAUUGUUGGAAUCGAUCAAGUAUACUGGUCUCAUCUACAUCCGAAUCACACAGAGGAGGAGACCAUUUAUAUUGAACAACAUUAUAUGCCCAUCAGAAACAUGGAGCUAGUGUUCUUCUGUCACAACUUGAUAGGAGGCGCUCUGCUUAUAACCAUGGCGAUCUUCGCCAGGGCUGGGCUGCGAUCCAGCAGGACUCAGACUGUUGUUGUAAUGCGGGACCUGGCCUCCGCAGAGUGAACCAACCAAAAUCAUCUGAAGAUCCAUCUCUGUGUAUGUGAAGAGGAACUGACAACACAUCAGAAUAUUUCACUAAUAAUCACCUGUUUAAAACGAUCAUUAAAAUGGCAUAUAUAUAUGUUUUGUGCUGAAAACUAACAUAAAAACAGCAUUCAGAGCGUAGGGACAUUUAUCAUUUGUAAACUUAUAUUUGAGCUAGCUUUAUUAUUUUAUUAUAACUGGGAAUUAAUACUUUUUUCAAUUAUGGUUAUACUUCUAUAAUACUUUGUUAUGGCAGUCCUUUUUGUAAUAAAUAUUCUUUACAAUGCAAGCAUAAGCACAUUUCCAAAAUGUCUGAGUGCUUCAUCUGGAAAGCAUCUGUUGUGUACAACAUCUUCAUUAAAAAAAGCAUUAACACUUCUGACACAAAA